Salmo salar (Atlantic salmon) is the source of this 1690-nucleotide messenger RNA. NCBI's taxonomy places the organism in Eukaryota, Metazoa, Chordata, Actinopteri, Salmoniformes, Salmonidae. The record is from RefSeq and is a predicted model, not a curated record.
GGUAGUGAAUGUAAGGUAACACCUGGUCUGUCCUAACAGGUAGUGAAUGUAAGGUAACACCUGGUCUGUCCUAACAGGUAGUGAAUGUAAGGUAACACCUGGUCUGUCCUAACAGGUAGUGAAUGUAAGGUAACACCUGGUCUGUCCUAACAGGUAGUGAAUGUAAGGUAACACCUGGUCUGUCCUAACAGGUAGUGAAUGUAAGGUAACACCUGGUCUGUCCUAACAGGUAGUGAAUGUAAGGUAACACCUGGUCUGUCCUAACAGGUAGUGAAUGUAAGGUAACACCUGGUCUGUCCUAACAGGUAGUGAAUGUAAGGUAACACCUGGUCUGUCCUAACAGGUAGUGAAUGUAAGGUAACACCUGGUCUGUCCUAACAGGUAGUGAAUGUAAGGUAACACCUGGUCUGUCCUAACAGGUAGUGAAUGUAAGGUAACACCUGGUCUGUCCUAACAGGUAGUGAAUGUAAGGUAACACCUGGUCUGUCCUAACAGGUAGUGAAUGUAAGGUAACACCUGGUCUGUCCUAACAGGUAGUGAAUGUAAGGUAACACCUGGUCUGUCCUAACAGGUAGUGAAUGUAAGGUAACACCUGGUCUGUCCUAACAGGUAGUGAAUGUAAGGUAACACCUGGUCUGUCCUAACAGGUAGUGAAUGUAAGGUAACACCUGGUCUGUCCUAACAGGAAGUGAAUGUAAGGUAACGGCUGGUGUUCUCAACAUGAGUCUUGAACUUUACCCUCCUCCGUCAGAGAUCCUGUCACCUGACAUCAUCACCACACAGCGAUCCCUGGAGAGGCAGAAGACUGCGGAGAAGGAGAGGCUUUUUCUGGUUUAUGCUAAACAGUGGUGGAGAGAGUUUCUCGAGAUCAGACAGGAAAACCAAUCCAAACUGGUCAAGAUCUUUGCACAGGAUGAGAACGGCGUCAACAGGCCGGUGUGUUCCUACGUCCGUGUCCUGCGUGCUGGUCGUCUCCUGGAGAGUCCCCGUCAGGCGGCCCGCCUCGUCAGCCUGCUGGGCCUGGAGAAAGCCCCCGUGGUGGGGGGAGGAGGAGGAGGCAAACAGGAGCAGUGGUGCUCACUCCUCGCUUUCCUCUGUAGAAACAAGGGCGACUGUGAGGACCACGCCACCUUGCUGUGCAGCCUGCUGCUUGGCUUCGGCCUGGAUGCCUACGUGUGUGUUGGCACUAAGCCCAAGGGUUUGGCACACACCUGGGUGAUGACCAGGGGCACUGACAGCACCAUCACCUUCUGGGAGAGCCUGACCGCACACAGGUACCUCCACCAGGCCAUUGACCCAGAUGCCCCUCCGCUAGCCCCCCAGCCCCGUCCCUCCUAUCCUUACCGGACCGUCGGCUGUGUGUUCAACCACAAGACCUUCCUGGCCAACUGCCAGCCGUCGGACGCCGUGGAACUCUGCGCGUUUGACUUCCACAACCAGUCCCGGUGGAAAGUUAUGAGUGAGGAGGCCGUUGGCUCAGUUUGCUCCCCGGGUAGCGCCACCUCUCUGCCACCUCUACCUCCUCUCUGUGGCCCCUCGCUGGAGCCCAGCGCUGCAUCCAACCGGCUGGAACUGGAGAUGAGGUACCUGGUGGUGGAACACAGGAAGGUGAGAGUGCAAAAAAACAACAGCGUACCUGGUCAGAGCCCGUACCUGGUCAGAGCCCGUACCUGGUCAGAGCCCGUACCUG